Molecule: messenger RNA, 7234 nt
Organism: Fusarium odoratissimum NRRL 54006
Lineage: Eukaryota; Fungi; Ascomycota; Sordariomycetes; Hypocreales; Nectriaceae
Exons: 5
Coding region: 393-2246 (617 amino acids)
Biological process (GO): regulation of transcription by RNA polymerase II
Molecular function (GO): protein binding; RNA polymerase II cis-regulatory region sequence-specific DNA binding; DNA-binding transcription factor activity, RNA polymerase II-specific
Source: RefSeq, a predicted model, not a curated record
GCGCCUCUGAUUUACUCAACGGGGCUCGAAUAUGCACGAAUCGGUACACCCAGCACCCGCAUCCCAGCCGGCCAGCCCACAAGCCCAGCCCGCAGCGCAGCGCAGCCCUGUCAUGGCCCUGCCACUUUACGACACUAGGUCAAUCCUAACGCGAACGCGGUACCAACUUUAAAGGGCAGGGCAUUUAUUUGCUGCACUAGUAGACGAUACAUUCAUUGAUUGACGACACGACUUUACCUGACCUGAUUGUUUCGUAUUCCCGCGUCAAUCCUCGAGGGCACCAAAACACGCCCUGCGACCUCAAGAUAACGACCAUAGCCCGUGUCCAAACCUCAACCUUGCCAUCAUCGUUUCGUCGUUACAGCUUAGUAGUGCACAACUGCUUGCCCGCCAUGCCACCGUCGGCCAAGAGAGCCUCUAGGGCUCGUCGCGAACCGCGUAAAGCCGCGACGUCCAACGCAGAUACAUCACCAGGCGACGUCGAAGAUUCCUCCCCCAGUCGUCCAGCAAAGCGUCGUAAGAAGGUCCAAGAAGAUGAAGACGCCCCCGCGCCCAACGAUGAUCAACUGGUGUCGCAAAUCACACAGCAUCUCAGAAGUCAGGAAGUCCAGGCCAGCAAGGAUCACGCAAAUGUCAUACACGAGGCCAAGGGCGAUGGUGUAAAAGCCUACGCCAAAGUGGCUGCUCAGGACUGGACCUUUUAUAUCACCAAGCUCAACGUUAACAUAGGCCGAGCUCCCGAGACGUCACAUAACUCUCAGACCGUGGGCUCCGACGAAGACGAGUCCUACGUCCACAUCGACUUGGGCCCUAGCAAGAUGGUAUCGCGAGAGCAUGCUACCAUAUCAUUCGAUUCUAAGGACGAGAAGUGGUUCCUGCAUGUCAAAGGCCGUAACGGUGCCAAGGUGGACAGCCAGCCCGUUAAAGCCGGACAGGCUCAUCCUCUCACAAGCGGCGAAGUCAUUGAGAUUGGAAAUGUCGAGAUGAUGUUCGUGCUUCCGUCCGAGAUAACUCCACUGACUGUGCAUCCCAUCUAUUUGCAACGUGCUGGAGUCAGUGUUCAUACACCACAAUCUCGUACUUCGCGUCGACAACCCCUCAUUGCACCGGCGCCUCCGGAAUACAAACGCCCAGGCACGCCGCCCUCGGCCCAGAGCACUGCAAAAUCACCGGCAGCGAGCACGCCGGCCGUCAUGGUUGGUGCUAAUGGUGUAGAUCUGAGCCAAGAUGAGAACCAGCAUAUCAAGCCUCAAUAUAGCUAUGCUCAAAUGAUUACACAAGCGAUCCUGAACGCACCUGACGGGAAGCUGAAUCUGAACGGGAUCUAUACCUACAUCAUGAACACAUACGCCUACUAUCGUCAUCAACAGGCUGCUGGCUGGCAGAACUCAAUUCGUCAUAACCUUUCAUUGAACAAAUCAUUUGACAAGGUUGCCAGAUUAACCGAUGAGCCUGGCAAGGGGAUGAAGUGGCAAAUUGUCCCAGAAGCAAGAGAGGAGAUGAUAAGAAACGCCUAUCGCGUUGGCCGAGGCGGUCAUCGUGGUUCAUCUGCCCCCUCAUCCCCAAACCAACUUGCCUACAUCACACAUGGCCCAAGAGACAUGGCCUCGAGAGAACCUCCCUCAGCCCGCAGACGAAGGGCAUCCCCUCCGGCAUCACCACAGCCACCUGGAUCCUCUUUGCUAAUUCCCCAGUCCACUCCUGAUCGAUCUUUUGGUAGAAACGCGGCCAUGAUGAUUGAUGGCAGCCCAUUGCCGCGUCCUAGGAAGACGCCAGCAAGAGACUCAUCGUUUUCGGUGUACAACCCUCAGUCACCCACGCUCACAUCUUCAUACCAGGAGGACGGAGGCUCAUUCGUCACCCCAGCACCGCCCAGGAUGCACCCUAAGCUUGCCCCUCCAAGCACAGCGCAGAGACCAAGUCAACACAUGCCCACCAGCUCACCUGCCCCUUUCUGGAAAUACGCAGACAUAGGCAGCACACCCUUGAAACCUCUUGGUGGCUACGAUGUCAGUCCUACCAAGGCUGGAGGGGUUCUCCCCUCGCAGAGUAGCAGUCCGCCAAGGGGAGACAAGUCACCUCUUAGCAGUCCCUCUCGACCUCAAAAGUCAAGUCCACAGCCUAUUGCUCAACCGGCAGAGGCCGAAGAGGAGCACGGCUUUGAUUUAACCAAGGGGUUUCAGAGUAUCGGUGCGUAUCAUGCGCCAGUUGGCGGAGGGGCGUCUAUCUUGCAAGGCCGUACUUAGGCUUUCUUUCUGCCCUGGCGUUUCUGUUUCAAGGGGGAUAAGUCACUGAGCCAUGAAUUGUACUAAACUUUUGAGUACAUGAUGUUGCCGUCCAAGGAUGUUGACGACACUUAUGAAUGCAACGCGCCAACGAAAAAGCAUCUCUCCUCGACUUAGGUAUCUUCGUGACUGAACGGUCAGCUCAACGACUCACUUGAUCUUAUAGACCUUUUUGCAUCACUGGGGAAUUCUAGCUCGACAGACAGACCCAAGUGCUCCAAGUGUGAACAUGUUAUAUAAGAGUGAAGAUCAUCUGGCCAAUGGCCUAGAGCAGAGCCUUGGAUAUAUACAAAUGUUGAGAACGCGCCUUUUGAUGCAAAUACGUGUGAUCGCGCCACCGUGCCGCCAACCGUACCAAACCCAACCAAUGCAAGGGCCUCCUUUUUUUCGUGACCAAGCCACCCAGCUCUCACAUGAUUCAUAAUGGAAUUCCCAUGCUUUUUGUUUCACCAUCUACUUUUACACAGCGGUGAGUCAAAAACUCGACCACAUAAUAGCAUCAUAAAGAAUUUCGUUAAAUUGUUAGCCUAUCGCGCUCCAGCCUGGCCUCGCCUCUUAGGGUUUCCACGGCCAGUUCGCUUCUUGGUCUGCUGAUGUUCACCACCCUCGAUGAACUUGAUAAGCUCAUCAAUGCUGCGGGAGUCAACUUGUGAACCAGGUCCCGUGCGGCCGGGGACAGUAGCAUUGGAAGCCGCCAAGCUUGAGGGACUGGUGGUAAACCGAACACCCGUUCGGAGUCUUCGAGCAGCAACGUCCUUAGCAUGCUUGGCAAUGUUGACAGCAUUCUGAGUGAGCUGCUCCAACCAGCUCUCGGCCUCCUUGGUGUUCUUGUCCUCAGGUCCAAGUUCAGCAAGGAAGACGUUGUAAGACUCUCGCAUGCGAGUAACAGCUCCCUUUGAGUCGCGAUCUAGAGCAAGAGCCUGAGCCAGCUGGAAGAGGAGGGUGGCAGAGUUGAUCGACUGUUUGCCGAAAACAGACUCACAUACGCGCAGUGACUCUUCGAACCAGAGUCGAGACUCGUGGUAAGCCUUGAGGUUCUGGAGCAUCACAGCAGCAUUGUUGAGUGUUGUGAUAGAAUCAGGAUGAUCAGGGCCAUAAAUGACCUUCCACAUCUUGAGAGCAUGCUUGGAGUACACAAGAGCACCCUUGCUGUCACCAAUCUGGUGGAGGAACAGGCUCAGGUUGAGGUAGUUAAGGAGAGUCUCGGCUGAGUCGACACCAACGGUUCUCUCAGCGACGAUGAUAGCUUUGCGAGCAAGGUCAACAGCAGCCUCCUUCUCAUCGAGCUGGUAGUAGAGCAUGGAUAGGCUGUUGUAGACACGAGCGACCUCGGGAUGCAGGAUGCCGUAAAUCUGCUCAUGCAGGGAAAGGGAUUCCAGGAGAAGCUCCUGGCCCAGUUUCUUCUGGUUUUGUAGAAGAGAGAUACGGCCAGCCUCAAGCGCCUCUUCAGCGAGGGCGCUGCGAGGGCACGAGUCCUUGAUUAAAGGAACAAGGUCAAUGACGUCUUCGGGGCUGAAAGUAUGCACAUUGGCUGGGGCGGCAGCCUCAACGGGAGAAGCUUCACGAGCCUUGCUCUUCUUCUUCUUCUUGCUGCUACCAGAUUCUCCAUUGGUCUGGCCGUUGGCAACAGGCUUCUCGACCUUUGCAGGAGCAGCUUCAGAAGCAGUGGCGGCAGCCUCAGCAUUGAAACUGUAGUCCUUGGCCAGAAGCUGAAUACCAAUCUUCAACGAUACCUCACGAAGAAGCUGCACAGGGCGAACCUGGUUGUGCCACUCCUCGUCGAGCUCAUAUCGGAAUCGCUGGAGGAUCUGCUCCUCAAUGUUCUCCCGCAGACUCUCAGGUGUAACCUUCUCGAACGACCAGUCGGCAUCAGUGUAGAGACUGCGGAUGGAAGGAUCGAGCUCAGCAACGGGCUUCUCAUUGAACCUAUGUCCAAGCAGACAGUUGAGGAGAUGAGAAACAGUAGCAGGAACAGCAGGGACUGGUAGGUGUCGGAGGUAGACAGCAGAAACAUGCUUGAACGCUCGGGCAACCAUAUCCUGGACGCAAAUGUCGCGCAAGCAUCGGAGUCGGCCAUCACUAGAGAGCUCAGCAACCUUACCGAGGUAUCUUACGUUGAUACCGCGCUUGUGUAGAAGUCGGCUCAAUGACUGGCCAUCCAUGGGGAAGCUGAUCUCGGACUCGGAAAGAUCCUUGAGCAGGUCAGGGAUAACCUGUUCGCGGAGAUAUUUUCCAGCUGCCCUAACCUCUUCCUCAUCAGCGGCAAACUCGGCCUUCUCUUCGUCAGUCUGAGGAACCUGGCCACUAAAAGCGUCAGGGUUAAGGGCGAACUUGAAGUCUGACAGGUUAGGCUGGUUAUCCUCUUCCUUGGAGGCUUCACCCUCGCCCUCGCCCUCUGUGGUCUUCUUCUCGCUCUCGUCCUCUUCACCCUUGGCGUCACCCUCUGCAGCCUUGGUCUCACCCUCCUUCUCCUUUUGCUCAGCUCGACGGGCAACCUCUUUAUCCACCCACUGCUUCAGCUUGUAUCGCGAGAACGAGUCGACAAGCUCCGGUCGGAGGACUGUCAUGCGGUGAGGGUAGGCAUCGCCAUCCUCAGGAAGACCAUCUUCAUCCAGCCAAGCAAUGUCGAGGGGGCUGAUACGGUACAGAUCCAGGACAUACUUGCGGGCGUCUGUACCCAACAGACCCUUGGUCUCCACACUGGCCUCCAAGUCAAAUCGCUUGCCCUCCUUAUCCCAAACAGGAUGCUUCUUGACUUUCAGAGCCUUGGACAGCUGAGCAAAGCCGGGAGCAAAUCUCUCAUCAGCGGCGACGAUGUCCUUGCCGUCCACAGCACCGUAGUCGAUCUGGUUCUCACCAGGUUCGCGCUGCUUGAAAAUACCGGGAACAAUGCUCUGACCAACAAUUCGCUUGCCAAGGUAGUCAACAACCACGGUAGCAGGAGUGAAAAGUCCCUCAAUAUCCAAUUGGUUGACGAGCUUCACACCAGCGACAUCCUUGCCAGUAGCGACACGAGCCGCCUCAUCACCACCCUCAGAAGUGAAUGUACCAACACCGUCAGCACCGAAAGAGAAGAAGAUGUUGUUAUAGACAAAGAUCUGAGCAUCUCUGCAUUCUGUGGGGUUCAAAGGAGCAAUGUCGCCCCGUGCGACCAUGACGGCGCCUCGAGUAGCAGCCUCAUUAUAAUCGGCAAAGAGCUUAGAAAUGAGUCGUUCUCGGAAGACACGAUCCUGAACUGUCUCGCGAGGAAGUUCCUUCGCUGACUGGAACUCUUCAUUCCAGUCUCGCAGAGUGUCGGUGUUCUCGACACCAUUAAGGAGGUAGGUCUCCUGAGAUCGUGCAGGAUCAGGAAGAUGUGUGCAAAGUGUUGAGUUAGGAGAGGGAACCACCCAAGGAGCAGCGGGAAUAGCGUUGGUGAUUUGGAAAGUGGCAAGAGGGUCGCGUUGGUUGUUGUAGUCCUGGAGUUUUGUGAAGGACUCGGCGAAGGAUGCAGAGACAAGCUCAAUCAGGCUCAGCAAAGAGUGAGCUGACUGACCCUUGGGCGCCGGACGAGGGAAGGGAUCGAAUUUGGCGUUAGAUGACUUGUUGACGAAGAAGCCCGAAACGUGAGAGGUGAUCUGAUAUUGCUCGCCUUCGUUGGUGGAGACAACCAAGUAGAGCAAGUGGCCGCGCUGUCGGAGGUGAGGAGGAGGAGGAUUCCAGGAAGAUAAGGAGAUCUGCUUCACUGUCUUGGGAGCGGGCUCAGAGGGAGGAGGAACCAGCUCGGUAAGAGAGGGCACAGCCUGGAAAUCGUAGUUCUGAAUGGGUGACUCUUCGGCCGACUCGUUGUUGCCGACGGCCUCUGUGGCGACAGUUUCGAAAAGAGACAACCCCGGAAGAAGGCCCUGGGCAGUGUCGCAUCGGUCUCCAGACGCACCGAUAAGCUCUCGAAUGCGGACAAAAUGGAUGCGAGCUUCCUUCUCGGUAUAUGGGUCCUCAACAACGUGGAAUUCAGGAGUGGUACCGAGGUCAGGAAUUUCAGAGAGGGGAAUGAAGUCGUUGAUCUUCUCGCCGUUGAACUCGAGGUGGAAGCAAGUGUAUUGGAAUGCGGAGGGAAGGUCAAUGAUGGACUGUCGAAUCUCGUGAACCUGUUCUUGAGAAGACACCUGAACAUUUUUUGUGAGCUUGAGAUUUUGGAGGGGCUCGGUAUAAGUCAAUGACGGACCAUAAUCUGCAUCUUGCUAGCAUUGGCGUCGGGCAAGACGAUGCUACCUUCAGCGCCAGCGUCAACGUCUUGAGCUUCGGCCUCCAUGUUGGUCUCGGGCUCCUCGGACGCAGCAGCUGUGAGACAAAUUAGCUCGGUUUAGUGUAACAAAAUCAGUACCAAGAAUAAGUAAAACCAGUACAGCCAAAGCAAAAGCUAUAUAAUAGCUCCUUCAAUGACCGAGUCGAGGCUGUUGAGACCCCGGACUUUACAAGCGAGCAUUCGACAAGGGCGGUCUAGCUUCGCACAAAAAACGUUAUACGUACCAGGCGCCUGAGCGGGAGGAGUGGUUUCCUCAGCCAUAUUGACAAGAUGGAGUGUUUAGCAAAAGAAGAAUAGGUAAUGAGGGAGGAAACCAGGCAUGGGAUAUGCACUGGAAGGGUAAGACAAUCAAUUGAACGACGUUCGUCGAAAGAAGGUGGGAGUAAGGUAGUGACGGAGCGGAGGGGACGAAGAAAAAAUUGGACGGUUAACGCUCAAGUUGUGGUGGGUGUGGCGGCAAUGGCCCGGCAUUGCAUUGGGUCCGGACACUGGAAGUAUCCGGUGCUGAAGACGCGACAGUGACGGUACCUUAGCCCUCCGGUGCCUUCUACGGUUAAACAAGGUAUAGCCCGAGUAGAGAAUAUUAGGGCCCCGAAGCCGGUCGACCCCAGAGGAUUGACGGCAGCGCUAGACCAAAAGUAGAUGAAUGUAAAUAUUGGCCGAU